Tachysurus vachellii is the source of this 9692-nucleotide messenger RNA. RefSeq names its product agrin (gene agrn). Gene Ontology annotation, molecular function: calcium ion binding; serine-type endopeptidase inhibitor activity; laminin binding. The transcript has 35 exons. Bases 1257 to 7055 code for a protein of 1932 amino acids. The record is from RefSeq and is a predicted model, not a curated record. NCBI's taxonomy places the organism in Eukaryota, Metazoa, Chordata, Actinopteri, Siluriformes, Bagridae. Gene Ontology annotation, biological process: central nervous system development; receptor clustering; multicellular organism development.
AGAGCGUUGCGAGCACAGAAAAAAACUUGGAAUAUCCGAUGCUCAGACGGACCACUAAAGUCUCCUCAGCUAGUGUGUCCUCUCUUUUUUUUUUGGCUCAACUCCUCGCUCAGAUGGAUAGCUCCUGCGUCUCUGGCUGGUCGUAGCUCUCUUGUCUUAAGCCACUGUGCUUGAGCUGUGCCGGCUGAUCGGUGUGCGCGCUGACACCGAGGGGCUCUCUGACAACGAACAGUGGCUGUCGGAGCAGUUGCUUUGAUGGUGAAUGUUCCAUGUGAGACAUCUGAGGAUCGGAGCUCGAGACACUAGAAGAAGCGCGGACUCGAGAGCAGAGGCUCGUAACUGACGCUUCAGAAAGCGGGAACUGGAGUGUAACGGAGUGAGGAAAAAACAAGGAGCUGCUUCUACUACUAAGGAAAAAAGCAAGGGGAUUAAUACAGAAAAAAUAAUAAAGCAGGAAGCAAACCAACAUGGAACAUUAAAGUGUUUUUUUUUUGUGUGUGUGCUUCUUCUUCUCCCUCACUGCUUGAUUUCUGUUCAGCAUCAGCCGCUCGGAGCCGGGGCUCUGCCUUCAGGACCAGCUGUGCUCCCGCUCUGUGUGUUUGUGAGGGUUUGGUGGGUGGGUGUGCUGGAGUGUAUUGUAAGUGUGUGCUUGUGUGUGUGAGAGAGAGAGAGAGUGUGUGUGUACCUGUGUGUGUGUGAGUGUGUGUGUGUAGCGAUGGCUGAAGGCUGCAGCUGCCAGUGUCCAGCUUGAGCAGCCGGUAUCUAACACGUGCUGCAAGAAAUCAUCCAAGUCAGUCAGGAGACGGCGUGACAGGACAACGGGCAAAAGCAAGGCAAGGAAUGCACGUUCCUCUGUUCUCUCCCUCGGAUGACAAGGUUUAAGCAGGACAAGACUUCUUUCCUGAUUACUGAUUCACUGUGAGUUUGUGGAUAUAAAGUGCACAGAUGUUGACACAUGCAAAUCAGUAACAUUCCCAACAUGGAAAAUUUGCACAGAGUUCAUUGCCCGUAGGAACACGACCCAGACCCCGUCCCUUUUCGGAUUUUAUCAGGAACAAAAUGUUUUGCCCUGAGACCACUUUCAAUUUUGUGCUUUGUUUUUCUGAAAGUCAGUACAACCAGGUUUUGUCUCUCCAUGCCAAAAUCUUUGGAUCAGUGUUCCUCCGGGAGCAACGUUUAAGGAUUUGAUUUUCUGCCCCUGAGGUGUCCUUUACAUUCUCAGUGUGGCGUACUUGGGGGGAAGCGUGGACUGGAGUAUGACCAGCUGUCACUACCCGACGCCGCGGCCGGAGCGGGACCGCAUGUACCAGCACAAAGUCUCACUGGUGGUGCGCUACUUUAUGAUCCCUUGUAACAUCUGCCUCAUACUGCUGGCUACAUCCACGCUGGGCUUUGCUGUGCUCCUCUUUCUCAACAACUACAAACCUGGCACCCCUCCGCCUGUCCCUCCUCCUGAUGGCUGUCGGGGAAAACUCUGUGGCUUCGGUGCAACGUGUGAAAGAGACCCUACCGACCCAUCGAAAGGAGAGUGUGUGUGCAAGAAGACGCAGUGUACAUCUGUCGUGGCGCCAGUGUGUGGCUCAGACUCUUCCACCUACUCCAACGAGUGUGAACUGGAAAAGGCUCAGUGCAACACUCAGAGACGCAUCAAGGUGAUGCGAAAGGGCCCUUGUGCUUUGAAGGAUCCCUGCAGUGAGGUGACGUGUAGCUACGGCAGCACCUGCAUCCAGUCUUCUGACGGCCUCUCGGCUAAGUGCAUGUGUCCUCUGAGCUGUGAUCACGUGCCUAAGGUUACAGUGUGUGGCAGCGAUGGCUUAGACUACCCCAGCGAGUGUGCGCUCAACAUGAAGGCCUGCUCUACCAACAAGAACAUCCGCCUCCAGCAUGUCGGCUCUUGCGAUCCAUGCCGCAUACACCAGAACAGCCUCAACAUAAUAUGCGUGUAUGACUCCCAGACCCAAAAGACUCAGAAACUGCCCCCAUCCUCGGCAUGUCCGCCAGACCCCGAACAGCUGUGUGCCAGUGACGGGAGGAGCUACAACAGCGCCUGCCAGAUGCAGCGCACGGCUCUGCAGACGGAACGGCUGCUGAAAGUGGUUCACUCGGGGCCAUGCAAGAAGCAAGAGGAAUGCCUGGAAAAUUGUAAGUUCAGUGCUGUGUGUUUGUUGGAGCAUGGAAGGGCACGCUGCUCCUGCGAGCCAAUCAGAUGUGACAGCACCUACGCGCCUCUGUGUGGUAACGAUGGUCACACAUACCCUAACGACUGCGAAAGGAGGCGUGCCGAGUGUCUCAGCCAAACCGCCAUCCGCAUCAAACAGCAAGGGCCCUGUGAUCUGAAUGCACUGAGCCCGUGUCUGAAGACGACGUGUGAGUUCGGGGGCUCGUGUGUGGUGAAGAACGGCGAGGCAGUGUGUGAGUGCUUGGAUACUUGCCUCCAAGCCUCUGACCCUGUGUGUGGCAGUGAUGGGCAAACCUACACCAGCCAGUGCCAGAUGAAUGCUAUCAGUUGCACCCUGCAAAAACACAUCCAGAUAAAGCACAAAGGACCUUGUGAUAAGGCCUGCAAAAACUGCUCGUUCGGUGCUAUCUGUGAUGAGCAGACCCACCGUUGCGUGUGCCCAAAGGAGUGUGUGGGUUCCAAGCAGCCUGUGUGUGGCAGCGAUGGCAACACUUACAUGAACGAGUGCGAGUUGCACGUACACGCCUGCAUUGAGCAGCUAGACCUACAUGUGGUGGUGCAGGGAGAAUGCAAGAACUGUGGCAGCACUGUGUGUAGUUGGGGUGCCCGCUGUGUCCAGAAUAAAUGUGAGUGCCCUCAGUGUGAGGGUCAGCCCGAUGCACAGGUCUGUGGCACUGACGGCAAAACCUACACCAACGAGUGUGAGCUACGACAGACGUCCUGUCAGGAGAAGAAGAACAUAGAAGUGGCAAGGCCUGGCAGCUGUGACGAAGAGUGCGGGUCUGGAGGCUCAGGUUCUGGGGUGGAGGCGUGCGAACAGGAACGUUGUCAGAAUUUCGGAGGCUCAUGGGAUGAAGACAGGGAGGAUGAUGGAUGUGUGUGUGACUUCAUUUGCCAGAACGUGCCUCGGAGUGAGGUCUGUGGGACAGAUGGUAAAAACUACAGCAAUGAGUGUGAGCUAAAGAAAACUAGGUGUGAGAAGCAGGUGGAUCUGAGGCUUCAUAGCCAAGGCCCAUGUAUAGCGACGGAGACGCUGCCUGGUAUGAUCAGUGCAACACCCUGCAGCGAGACUGUGUACGGAUGUUGUAAAGACAACAAGACUGCGGCACUGGGGGUCGAAAUGGCAGGAUGUCCCAGUAAGUGUCACUGUAAUCAGUAUGGCUCAUACGGAGGGACAUGUGACCCCAGCACAGGCCAGUGCUCUUGCAAGCCAGGAGUCGGAGGUCUAAAGUGUGACCGCUGUGAGCCCGGCUUCUGGAACUUCCGCGGCAUCGUGACAGAAAAAGCGAGCGGCUGUACACCUUGUAACUGUCAUUCAGUGGGCUCUGUGAGGGAUGACUGUGAACAGAUGACAGGCCUCUGCUCCUGUAAGACCGGAGUGAAGGGCAUGAAGUGUGACGUUUGCCCCGAUGGCAGCAAGAUGGCCACCAAUGGCUGUGACAAAGGUUUGCAGGUGUUACUGUCCUGUGCCGAGCUGCAGUGCCCCAACGGAUCUUCAUGUGUGGAGUCAGAGGGGCAGGUUCACUGCUCGUGUCCGUAUCCUGAGUGUGACCAGACGAACAAGACUAAGGUCUGUGGCACGGAUGGUGUGACCUACGCUGACUAUUGCCAGUUAAGAACUAUUGCCUGUCGACAGGACAAGGAAAUAACUGUGAAGCACUUAGGCCAGUGCAAAGAAUUCCCCCCUGAGCAGGGUGACAAGCCCACUCCCUUGGCCAUCACUCCACCCGCCACUCCCACUGCACCUGUCAAGGUCACCCCGACACACCAUGGCCUCACCACCACCUCAUCCGACUACGACACGGAGGACGGCACAAACACUUUGUUGGAAGGUGCUCCUCCAGCCCUGGAGUCAUCCCAGCCUUACCCCACCCACAGCCCCCCAACCACUCCUCACCAUCCACCCCGCUCCCCAUCACCCUCCUCCGGCUUUGAGGAUUCAGGCAGUGGGGAGCCCAGUGGGGAUGACGACAUGGAGGGUAGCACAGUGGAAGCGAGCGGAGACGAGCCUGUCGGUACCACUGUAGCAGCCACCACUCUCCCUACAGGUGAAGCACGUUCCUCCUGCGAUAACACACCUUUUGGUUGCUGCCCUGAUGGCAAGACCACUGCUAACACCCCUGAUGGCUCUAACUGCCCAUCCACCAUGCGCUUUACAGGCGUCCUGCAUCUGGAUCAGGUAGAUGGUCAGGAGAUCUUUUACACGUCAGAGUUGGAUGACCCUAAGUCAGAGCUGUUUGGUGAGACAGCUCGCAGCAUCGAGAGCGCUCUUAAUGAGUUGUUCCGCAAGUCUGAAGUACAGAAGGACUUCCAGAGUGUCCGAGUGAAAAAUCUGGCUCCCAGCAACUCCAUUAUGGCUGUAAUAGAGGCUCACUUUGACCCAGACACUAGAUUUACAGUAGAGGAUGUAGGGGACGCACUGCUGGAACAGCUUAAGACGGCUAAAGAACACGGCAUUGUAGUGAAACAACCUGAAGAGGACUACAUCCGUUUCACCAAUUAUGGUCUUUCUGUUCUUCCUUUCUUCACCACGUCUGCAACUACUGUUGCCACUGCUACACCCACUAUCGCUACCACCAUCACCACUACCACCACCGGAAGCACCAUGCCCCCUACCACCACCCCCAUAACAACACAAAAGCCAACCAGCACCAGACGGCCAUUCACCACCGGCAGAACAACCACAGCUGCCCCGAUCACCAGCACCCCAUCACCGCCCCCCACCACCAUUUCGCCCAAAAAAGCCUCAAGGCCGUGUGAUUCUCAACCCUGUGGCCACGGAGGUACCUGCGAGGACGACGGUGAUGAUUUCACCUGCACCUGUCCCGUUGGAAGAGGUGGAGCUGUGUGUGAGAAAGUGAUAAAGUAUUACAUCCCAUCCUUCGGUGGCAAAUCGUACCUGGCCUUUCCGACCAUGAAAGCCUACCACACAGUGCGUAUUGCCAUGGAGUUCAGAGCCUCCGACACGUCAGGUAUACUCCUCUACAACGGCCAGGAAGGCAAGAAGGAUUUCCUCUCUUUGGCUUUGGUGGAAGGAAAAGUGGAGCUCAGGUUUAACACAGGCUCUGGAACCUGCUCGGUGAUCAGCAGUGUCACAGUGAAACCUGGUCACUGGCAUCACUUAGUGGUAAUCCGUAACAGACGCAACGGUUCACUCAGUGUGGAUAAUGAGAUGCCAGUCGAGGGCCAGAGCCCAGCAGGUACUGACGGACUCAACCUGGACACUAAUCUUUUUAUCGCCGGGGUUCCUGAAGAAAUGAUCCAAGACGUGAAAGAGAGAACCUCAGUCACUACCGGUUUGAUCGGCUGUAUCCGCCUCCUGGAUGUCAACAACAUGGUGUACAACCUUCAGGAGAACGGGGGCAACGUUCUGUACGGCACCGGCGUCGGUGAAUGCGGUAACAACCCGUGUCUGCCCAACCCCUGCAAAAACAGAGGCUCAUGUCAGGUCAAAGAGGCUGAGAUGUUCCACUGCAAGUGUGUUAAUGGCUUCUCAGGUCCAACUUGUGCUGAUUCGCACAACCCAUGUGAGCCGAGCCCAUGCCACCCCUCUGCUCAGUGCCACAUUCUUCCAGAAGGAGGCUACAAAUGCGAGUGCCCCAUGGGCCGUGAGGGCAAGCACUGCAGAAAACUAUCAGAAAAGAAGGGCGCCUACAUUCCCUACUUCAGUGGCGACUCCUACCUGGAGCUGAAGGGCCUCCAUUUAUACGGUCACGAUCUGAGGCAAAAGGUCAGCAUGACUGUGGUCCUGCUGGCUAAUGACUCAAACGGCAUGAUCUUCUAUAACGGCCAGAAGACGGAUAGAAAGGGUGAUUUCAUCUCUCUUGCACUGAAUGAUGGCAUCCUAGAGUUUCGAUACGAUCUGGGCAAAGGGCCAGCUGUCAUUAGGAGCAAAGAGAAGCUGAAGCUGAACGUGUGGACCACAGUAAACCUGGAGCGAGCAAACCGUAAAGGAGAAAUCACUAUCAAUGGCAGAGACUCAGUCAGAGGAGAGGCUCCGAACCAGCACACAGAUCUCAACCUGAAGGAAUCCCUUUAUGUGGGUGGAGCACCAGAUUUUAGUAAGCUUGCCAGAGCGGCAUCAAUUAAAGCUGGAUUUAAAGGAGCCAUUCAGAAGAUUACUUUGAUGGGCACGUCGAUCCUAAAGGCCGAUAACGCUCUUCAAUCCAUGGAUGUGUCCAUGUACACACACCACCCUUGUUCCCGAGAUGUGUGCGAGAACGGCGGCGAGUGCAACCCACUGCUUGAGAGCUACGAGUGUGUGUGUCCGUUUGGCUUUACGGGACCACAGUGCCAGCACACUACCUACGAGAAAGCAGCCGGGGAUUCCGAGGCCAUUGCUUUUGACGGCCGAACGUUCAUCGAAUAUCACAACGGCGUCACCAAGAGUGAGAAGGCCUUGCUGGUGAACAAGUUUGAGCUAAGCAUCAAAACUGAGUCCACUCAUGGUCUUCUCCUGUGGAGUGGAAAAGGUGUGGAGCGUUCUGACUACAUUGCGCUGGCCAUCGUGGAUGGACGUGUCCAGAUGACCUACGACCUUGGUUCCAAACCAGUAGUCUUGCGAUCAUCGGUGCGGGUCAACACUAAUCACUGGAUCCGCAUUAAAGCCAGCAGGGCUCUGAGGGACGGAUCUCUGCAAGUCGGCAAUGAGGCAGCAGUGACGGGCUCCUCACCUCUGGCUGCCACUCAGCUGGAUACAGAUGGCGCCCUUUGGCUGGGUGGACUUGAGGAUAUGGCUGUGGCCCGUCGCCUUCCCAAGGCCUACAGUACAGGCUUUGUGGGUUGUGUGAAAGACGUGAUCGUAGAUGGCGUGGAUUUGCAUCUAGUAGAGGACGCCUUAAACAGCCCCAAAAUAUUACACUGUUCAGCCAAAUAGCUUGGCACCACCUCCUCUUAACACCAUGUCUACUGCUGUAAUUAUUUUCUAUUUUUGUAUACUUUUCAUUGCUUUUUAUAUUGGAAAAAAGAUGGCAUUGUUUUAAUUUUGGUUUGUUUCCAUUAUAUAUAUAUAUAUAUAUAUAUAUAUAUAUAUAUAUAUAUAUAUAUAUAUAUAUAUAUAUAUAUAUAUAUAUAUAUGUAUAGUAUGAUCGGAUCGGCGCUUCCAUUCAUCUACAUUUUUUUAUUUUUCCCCCCAAAUUGCAGUUACAUGGUGUCGCAAGACAAGAAAAUAUGUAUUAUAUUUGCGGUGUUGUUUUUAGAACACCAGAAAACAAAAAAAUCAUUAUCUUGCUCAUUACUUGAAAUGGUGAAUAAGGUAGGUGCUGUUUGUCUUCUCUCGACUGCCUUCUCUUGGUGCCAUAAUUUCCUACGUUGUAGUACACCUUGUACAUUCCACUAAGCUGCUGCUGUGGUUAAUGCCUAUCGCUUUCAGCAGCGUUUUCCGAACAAAGCAUGUGUGACUUUUAUCUUUACUAACGGACAGUCACCGUUAACUUAGCUGAACAAGAGUCCAAGUCCCAUUAGUCCAGUAACCAGCAUCCAGCCCCAUUUCUAUUUAUGGUUUUAAGCUCCUUGCUAACACAGAGCUUCAGAGCUCAACAAAAUAUUUGCAUAGCUCUUCAGAAAUGUCUGAAAUAUCAAGCUGAACUCUCAGUGACUGACACUCAAGAUGUUAGCAAUUGAUAGGACAAUAAUACAAGAGACUGUGAACAAUGAGAAAUAAGUCUUUUCCAUCACAAGCAUCCGUCUCGUGUGCCGUGCGCCGUAUCUAAUACUUAAGAAUGACCACUUGCUGCAUGCAACGUUUUACAUGUGAAGUUCAGUUUGUCUUGGUUUAUCUUGAGCUUUCUUAUUCCUUUCAGGGAAAAACUUGAGUUGGUUGUGUUGCAUUGCAAUGUUUAUGUAUCUUCUGAUUUAAGGUGUUUGCUUGGUUAGUUGGUUGGUUGUUUGUUCUGACUUUUUUAUUUUUUUGAGUUUGGGCGAAUAAAACGAUGGACCUUGUUUUGCAUGCGUCAGUCUGUCACGCUCUAAAAGUAAGAAAUGGCUGCUACACUUGUCUCUGCCAUGAGGAGGCAUUGUAGCACAAGGAGACGAAAGGGGAGCGACAGAAAACAGAUGACAGCAGGGUGGUUGCAAGAACACUGACAUAUCCGUCUCAUUUUCAGUCUUUCCUGAACUCAUCAGGAUUUUGCUUCAAGCGCUACUAUUAAACCAUUACCGUCAGCACUUGCAUAGAAAAAAAAAGGGACGUCUAGACCCUGGCGUUUGAUGUCUAGACGCUUGAAUUUUCUGACUGGUUCUGGAUCAGCUGUUAGAAUAAGCAAACGUAUCAAAAACAAUAACAAAUAAAAUAAUAAUAGUAAUAAUAAUAAUAUUAUUAUUAUUAAGAAGAAGAAUUAUAAUAAUAAUAAUAAUAAUAAUAAUGCAUGGGGUUUGUUAUAUGAAAAUGAUUUUUGUAACAUGUUUGAAAACAAAUGUGAUGCAAUUGUUUGUACUGCUGACCUGAUCAUUGUAAGAAAUAUUUUAGUUUCAAUACAAGUCCAAAACUACAAAAAAAAAAAAAUCAUGCCUGUUCACAGUAAAGUAUCCUGUUGUUAUUUUGUGGAGAAAAAACUAUCCUUUUUUUUCUUCUUCUUCUUCUUUUUCUUUUGUUUUUUCCUUUCUUUUUUUUUUUAAAGCAGUGAGACACCUGAAUCGUUUUAUAUAGCCCUAUCUCUAUGUAAAUGAAUAAUGCGCAUCUGUGGAUUUAUUAUUUUUUUAGUAUUAUACACUGGAAGCAAUUCUAACUUGUCUGUCAGUUUCACAUCUUCUGGUCCUGUGUGUUCGGGGAGAAAAACAAUCAUAUAUUGGUAUAUACAUAUAUAUAUAUAUAUAUAUUGAUUACAGUGAAGGGUUUUGUAGUGUUACAAACCAAAAACCCAACAGCCCAGUAUUUCUGUAUUAGCUGAACAUCUUUCCUUUCUUACAUAGUGUCCAUAUUGGUUUUAUCCUUAUCUUUUCCUCCAUGGUUAGUUUUUUUUUCUUUUUUCUUUUUUUUUCUUUUUUUAAAACAAAAACAAAAGGGACCUCCUGCAUGCUUGGAGGACGCUGACAGGACAGAGUGCUGGGCUCAUGAAGAUGGGGCGCACGCAUGAACAUCCAAUGUCUGGAUGGGAACUGUCUGAGAAUUGCCUUAAACCCAUCUUCACUCACCGGUGACAGAGUCGACGUCUUUAAUAAUCUACUCCAUGCUCUCUGUUUAGCCUCUAUAUUAGCCAGAUCACAACAUUGUGUAAAUGAAUUCAUAGAUAUUAAUAUUUGUAUUAAUACUGUUUAUGAGAAUAUCCCAGAAUGCCUCAAAAAAAUUGACGCUCUGGACUCUACAGAUAGAAUAUUUACUGUUUAAAUGCUAUUUUCAAUAUCUAUUUAUGUCUUUGAGUGGAUUCCAUUACUGGCCUUUGUAAACUACUGUUUUGAUUCAGAUAUUCCUGAAGGGCAGUGCUCAGAAUGAGAGUGGCAUGACAUUCCCAUUACUAACUUUAUUACUUGUGUCUUGUGUUCCCACCACCAUGAAAUAAAGUGUAAAACAAACUCA